Molecule: messenger RNA, 1470 nt
Organism: Miscanthus lutarioriparius
Lineage: Eukaryota; Viridiplantae; Streptophyta; Magnoliopsida; Poales; Poaceae
Source: the annotation of a GenBank genome assembly
AUGGAUCGCCGGGACCAGCAGGGCGAGGCUGUGACAGAGAAUAACACAGGCCCGCUGGCGCCGCUGCCGGACGACGUGCUAGCCGACGUGCUCCGCCGCCUCCCGCCGCGGGGCCUCGCCGCGUCCAGGUGCGUGUGCAAGUCUUGGCUCGCAGUCGUCGACACUCGCCGCCUGCUGCGGGCGGAUCUCCUCCCCAUCUCGGUAGGUGGGUUCUUCAUGAACUUCCACAACUACUACAUCUCAGAGUUCUUCGCACCCCUCUCGGACGGUGCCUCCAUCUCCGGUAAGCACAAUUACCUGCCUGAGGCCGGAUGCCUUUCCUGGGGCUACGUAGACGACCACUGCAAUGGUCUUGUGCUGCUCCACGACUACACCGACAACGGCGGCAAGAUUUGCUACGUGCUUAAUCCGGCCACCCGAUGGCUGGCUCCCGUGCCCCCGUGCCCACUCCCUCCCAUGGAGAUCAAACGCACCUUCCAAGUCAAGUACCUCGCGUACGAUCCGACCGAGUCAACAGACUAUGAGGUGGUCUCAGUUACCCGUUUUGGUUGGGUGAACAAGCCUGGAGGUUGUCUCUACGACACUUCUAGAGAUGCAGUAUACCCUGAGAUAGAACAAUCUGAGUGGCCACCGUCGGUAUGCAUCUUACAUGUGUUCUCAUCUAGAACUGGACAAUGGGAGGAAAGGUCUUUUGCUCGACAAGGUGAUUCCAUGGGGACCGUGUCUGGCAUGAGACACUGGCCAGGCGAACAACGCAAUGCUGCUUACUGGCGAGGAGUGUUGUAUGUGCAUUGUCAAACUGAUUAUGUUAUGAGAAUAUAUUUGUCAAGUGAUAAGUAUCACGUGAUUAAACCACCACCUGGCAUUGAAGUCGAACACUAUCCACAAUUUUAUCUAGGGAAGUCAACUAAGGGAAUUUAUUGUGCAUCAAUCAAGGGAAGAUGCAGACUUCAAGUUUGGAUCCUUGAUGAAUCAGGUUGUCAGAUGGAGUGGGUACUGAUCCAUGAUAGGGACCUUUCUAAGUGGUUGUUGAAGCAUAAGCUUGUGUAUCCAAGACCAUGUGCAAAUUAUGGUUCAAAAAUCCAAGGACCUUGGGCCUUGCAGGAUAUUAAUUACUAUUAUGAUGAUCACAAUAGAGAUCAUAAUAUGGAAGCACUAGCAGAAGAGAAAAUCGAAUGGUCCGUACAAGCUUAUGAAGAUGAGAAAUUUACAUGGAGUUCUGUUGAUGAAUAUGAAUGCUAUGGUGGUCACAUGGAUAUUCUUGGGUUUCAUCCAUGCAAAGAGAUUAUCUUCUUGAGUGAAUCAAUAACACGAGGAUUGGCCUAUCACUUGAAUAGCUCCAAAGUUGAAGUCUUAGGCAAUAUAUAUCCAGCAGGAUAUGAGAAUGAAUUAGGAAAUGAACAACUCUUAAAUUCAUCUUUUCCGUACACACCUUGCUUGGUUACACAAUCUGCAGACGGGAGGAGUUGA